This is a messenger RNA of Chinchilla lanigera (long-tailed chinchilla), 4252 nucleotides long. It is a transcript of the gene Chsy1, whose product is annotated as chondroitin sulfate synthase 1. The record is from RefSeq and is a predicted model, not a curated record. Gene Ontology annotation, cellular component: Golgi cisterna membrane. NCBI's taxonomy places the organism in Eukaryota, Metazoa, Chordata, Mammalia, Rodentia, Chinchillidae. Gene Ontology annotation, molecular function: glucuronosyl-N-acetylgalactosaminyl-proteoglycan 4-beta-N-acetylgalactosaminyltransferase activity.
UGAGAUACAAAUAAAAUGCAACAGUGCUUAUCAUCCGGUGUAUUAACAUCAAGGACCACUUCUUGGACAUCCACUAACUGCUACACUGUGCGAGGAGCUUGCACAUCAAGCCUGGCUUCCCCGCUUCUUUCUGCAGACUCGAGCUGCAGGGAACCGUGCGGGAGGGCUCGCCUCCCGCAGAGCGCCGGGCGCGGACGGCGGGCGGAUCCCCGCUUAGUCCCGGCGGGAGGGACGCGCGGCGUCCUUUCUCCAACGUUCGCUCCUGACACACCCGCGACGCCCUCGGACCGUAGCCUCAGCGCCCGGGGCGCGGGCUCGGGCGGCGGGGGCGUGGCCACCGGCGCGGAUAACGGGCAGCCCCGGCCGCUGCGGCCCACGCCUCCGCCGCCCGGCAGCCGCAGGCGGGGCGCUUUUUUUUCCUAGUUAAACUUUGGCCACGUGAACCGCCCCCCAUUCACUUUUGCGCCAAUCGCGGGGCGCGGACGGAUCCCGAGAGGGGCCACACAGCUCGCCGCCGCCGGGGCCGCUUCAUAACGCGCAGUGCGUGACGUGAGGGGCUCCUGUUGCAAUGGCGAGCUAAGCCGGAGGAUGUGCAGCUGCAGCGGCGGCGCCGGCCACGAAGACGACGGGGGCGGGCGCAGCGCGCACGGCGCGGGCCCGGAUGGCGGCCAGCGCGACGGGAACUUUAUCUUCGUGGGAGUCAUGACCGCCCAGAAAUACCUGCAGACCCGCGCCGUGGCCGCCUACAGAACGUGGUCCAAGACAAUUCCUGGGAAAGUUGAGUUCUUCUCUAGUGAGGGUUCAGAUACAUCUAUACCAAUUCCAAUAGUGCCACUACGGGGCGUGGAUGACUCCUACCCGCCCCAGAAGAAGUCUUUUAUGAUGCUCAAGUACAUGCAUGACCACUACUUGGACAAGUAUGAAUGGUUUAUGAGAGCAGAUGAUGAUGUUUACAUCAAAGGAGAUCGGCUGGAGAGUUUCCUGAGGAGUUUGAAUAGCAGUGAGGCCCUCUUUCUUGGGCAAACAGGACUGGGCACUACAGAAGAAAUGGGGAAACUGGCCCUUGAGCCCGGUGAGAACUUCUGCAUGGGGGGGCCCGGUGUGAUAAUGAGCCGGGAGGUGCUUCGGAGAAUGGUCCCACACAUUGGCAAGUGUCUCCAGGAGAUGUACACUACCCACGAGGAUGUGGAGGUGGGAAGAUGUGUCCGGAGGUUCGCGGGUGUGCAGUGUGUCUGGUCUUAUGAGAUGCAGCAGCUUUUUUAUGAGAAUUAUGAACAGAACAAGAAGGGGUACAUUAGAGAUCUCCAUAACAGUAAGAUUCACCGAGCUAUCACAUUACAUCCCAACAAGAACCCACCCUACCAGUACAGACUGCACAGCUACAUGCUUAGUCGCAAAAUCGCCGAGCUGAGGCAUCGCACAAUCCAGCUCCACCGAGAAAUCGUCCUGAUGAGCAAAUACAGCAAUACAGAGAUCCACAAGGAAGACCUGCAGUUGGGCAUCCCCCCUUCCUUUAUGCGCUUUCAGGCCCGCCAGCGGGAGGAGAUUCUGGAGUGGGAGUUUCUGACUGGAAAAUACUUGUAUUCAGCUGCCGAUGGCCAGCCCCCCCGGAGAGGAAUGGACUCUGCACAGAGGGAAGCUUUGGAUGACAUCGUCAUGCAGGUGAUGGAGAUGAUCAACGCCAAUGCCAAGACGCGAGGGCGCAUCAUUGACUUCAAGGAGAUCCAGUACGGCUACCGGCGGGUGAACCCCAUGUAUGGGGCAGAGUACAUCCUAGACCUGCUGCUCCUCUACAAGAAGCACAAAGGGAAGAAGAUGACGGUGCCUGUAAGAAGGCACGCGUACCUGCAGCAGACCUUCAGCAAGAUCCAGUUCAUGGAACAUGAGGAGCUGGACGCACAGGAGCUGGCCAACAGGAUCAAUCAAGACUCUGGCUCCCUGUCUUUUCUCUCCAAUUCCCUGAAGAAGCUUGUUCCCUUCCAGCUCCCAGGGUCCAAGAACGAGCACAAAGAGCCCAAAGAUAAGAAAAUAAAUAUCCUAAUUCCUUUGUCUGGACGUUUUGACAUGUUUGUGAGAUUUAUGGGAAACUUUGAGAAGACAUGUCUCAUUCCAAAUCAGAAUGUCAAGCUUGUCGUUCUGCUUUUCAAUUCUGACUCCAACCCUGACAAGGCCAAGCAAGUUGAACUGAUGAGAGAUUAUCGCGUCAAGUAUCCAAAAGCUGACAUGCAGAUUUUGCCUGUGUCUGGAGAGUUUUCAAGAGCUCUGGCCCUUGAAGUAGGAUCUUCUCAGUUUAAUAAUGAAUCUCUACUCUUCUUCUGUGAUGUUGACCUUGUGUUUACUACAGAAUUCCUGCAACGGUGUCGAGCAAAUACGGUUCUGGGCCAACAAAUAUAUUUCCCCAUCAUCUUUAGCCAGUAUGAUCCAAAGAUUGUUUAUAGUGGGAAGGUUCCCAGUGACAACCAUUUUGCCUUUACUCAAAAAACUGGCUUCUGGAGAAACUAUGGGUUUGGCAUUACUUGUAUUUAUAAAGGAGACCUUGUCCGAGUGGGUGGCUUUGAUGUUUCCAUCCAGGGGUGGGGGCUGGAGGAUGUGGACCUCUUCAACAAGGUUGUCCAGGCAGGUCUGAAGACAUUCAGGAGCCAAGAAGUAGGAGUAGUCCACGUCCAUCACCCAGUCUUCUGCGACCCCAAUCUGGAUCCCAAACAGUACAAAAUGUGCUUGGGCUCCAAAGCAUCCACAUAUGGGUCUACGCAGCAGUUGGCUGAGAUGUGGCUAGAAAAAAACGAUCCAAGUUACAGUAAAAGCAGCAAUAAUAAUGGCUCCAUGAGGACGGCCUAAUGUCCAGCUUUGCUGGAAAAGACAUUUUUAAUUAUCUAAUUUAUUUUUCAAAAAUUUUUUGUAUGAUCCAUUUUUUGAAGUCCAAGGAUAUAUUUUCCAAGUGGUUUUCUUACAUAGGACUCCUUCAAGAUUGAGCUUUUUGAACAAAAAAUGUGAUCAGUGUUUGCCUUUGAACACAUCUUAUUGCUAAACAUUAUGUAGCAGACUUGCUAGUGUCUGACUUGAAACAUACCUGAUGAACAAAACUUUUGGGGUUUUUUUACAUUUUUUCCCAGACUCCUUCUCUACAGUCCUAUGGCAGAAAACGUAAACAUUCCUUCAAAGUAUUAUUGUGACAAAAACACUGUAACGCUGGUAAAUGUUCUAUUGUGACUGUUAACCUUCCAGAUUCUACCUUUGGUUUUUUUUUUAAAUUUUGUUUUUAACAACAGCUUUUUUUAAAAAAAAAAACAAUUUGUAUUCCAUUUGUAAGAAAGGAAAUGUGUUAAUACGGUAUCAUCAUCUUCAGGAAGUUUUCCAAAGUUGAUUGUUUCCCCUAAACUUUGCUCUACCCAUCAAGGUCAAAGGUUUCUGUGAGCAAGGGGUAUGAGGAAAGCACAGCAAGACUGGUGGUUCUUCAUGCAGUUCCUUUGGCCCAGACAGACCUGGUGGGAAUUCCAAGAAGGAUUGGGCUUUUUCCUCUCUCCCUGACUCUUCUCUGUAGAGGGUAAAAUAUUAAUAUUUAGAAUGACAAAAGAAGAAUUAGUGUAAUAAUCCUAAUGUAUGCAGGCUAAACAAAUGAAAACACCCUGAUGAAAGCAUUGGGGAAGACACACUUGGUUUUGUUCGCUUCAUCUUGUCUGUGUUAAAUUGGUGGAGAUAGUUACUUCAUUCUUUAAUUGUUGUUUUGUUUUAUCCCUUGUAUCUGAAAUACCUUUAAUUUAUUUAAUAUCCAUGGUUUAGAACGCCGGCAUUUCUGAGUACCCGUUAGUAGUAUUUAUAUGUACCAGGAGUGUGGUUAGUAUGUUUUACUUGCAGUACACCAAUCUCCAAAGAUUUCCUUUUGAAAGUACUUUUCCCCCUCCUUAAUUUUCACAUUCCUAUUUUACUAAAAUAUUAAGUGUUCUUGGACAAUUUUGGUGCUCAUGUGUUUUGGGGACAAAAGUGAAAUGAAUCUGUCAUUACACCGGAAUGUUUGUUUUCAACUCACAGAUCAAAUGUGCCUUAAUAAAUUGUUUUUUCAUUUAGAUAUCAAACAGUUGAUAGACUUGCCAUUUUAAUACACAUCAUUGGAGAUCAGCUUAUUUGUAAAUAGCCUGUUGCUCAUUUGGAAAAAUAAACCAGUGGACAGUAUUUUUUUAUUGUACUUUGCAGAACCAUUUUGUCUCGUUAUUCCUGUUUUAUCAGAAGAAUUAUAUUCAAAACUGACUUUGAA